AAUUAUGUGGCGUAGUGUCUAUAGCACAUGAAUCAUGGCUUCAUUAUAUUCAUUUUCCGUUCAAGUGCGAACUAGUGCGGUUGUUUUCCAAUUUUUGGGGAAUUUCCUGCAAGUUCUGUUAAAAUAAUUUGAGUCCUGCCCUAUUCGCACAGGCGUGAUUGGUAGAAUUUCAUUGGUUAAUCCACUUGACACAUGACAUUCUACAGUUUACAACACGGUCGGCUUUUAGUUCAUCAUAAUAUUGACGGGUAUCAUGAGAUAUCGCGAUCGCGAUGUUAAAUUUUCCGGUGAAGUCUUAAUUUGUUAAGUGUAGUAAAUUAGAUUUAAUUAUGUAUAGGCAAUUGUGAUAUCGAAUAGCAUAAGAAACCAAUGACCAAUAAUUAUAAUCAAAUCAAAUGGCGCCAAUGAUUUACACCCUGUAUGGUUUUGCGAUAUUUUUCUUCGUUUUUUGGUGUGCUAUGUGGUUGCUUCACUUAAUAGCGAUAUUCUAUGGAAAGUACAGGCUGCACAAAAAAAACCCAGAGCUCUUGCUGGAUGAACCAUAUCCAGGGGUCUCUAUUUUAAAACCUCUCAUGGGAGUUGAUCCUCAUUUAGUUUCUAACUUGGAGACGUUUUUUACUAUGAGAUAUCCCACAUAUGAAUUAUUAUUUUGUGUAGAAGAUGAAAAAGACCCUGCUAUAGAAGUAGUAAAUAGUUUAAUAGAAAAGUAUCCAAAAGUCCAAACAGAUGUAUUUAUCGGGGGUUCAACUGUGGGUGUUAAUCCGAAAAUUAACAACAUGCAUAAAGCUUUCGAAGCAUCAAAUUACGACUUGAUUCUCAUCUCAGACAGUGGAAUUCGCAUGAAAGAAGAUACGCUCCAAGAUAUGGUAAAUCAUAUGACAGAACGAACUGGUAUCGUGCACCAAAUGCCGUUUACCAGCGACAGAAAUGGAUUUGCCGCAACACUAGAAAAGAUUUAUUUUGGUACAGCGCAGUCUCGCAUGUACCUAUCCGCUGACUGUGUACGAGUCAAUUGUCAUACGGGCAUGUCAACCCUUAUGCGCAAACAUGUUUUAGAAGAAGAGGGCGGUUUGAAAAGUUUUGGCUGUUAUCUCGCUGAAGAUUUCUUCAUAUCUAAACACUUUUUGGAUAAGGGCUGGAAAACGACAAUCAGCAGCCAGCCGGCUAUGCAAAAUUCUGGAGUUUGCGACGUGCACAGUUUUCAAGCUCGUCUUACUAGGUGGGCUAAAUUGCGGAUGGCAAUGUUACCAUUGGUGAUCGUUUUCGAACCCUUAAGCGAGUGCAUGGUGAUUGGAGCAUGUGCAGGAUGGGCCACCAGUCUUUUGUUUAGAUGGGAACCGCUGGUUUUUUACUUAAUUCACAUUCUAGUAUGGUUUUUAUGUGACUGGCUGUUGUUGUCAAUUGUACAGAAUGGUUCCUUGCCUUUUAGCAAGUUUGAGUUCAUAAUCGGAUGGCUAUUUAGAGAAUGUACAGGGCCAUAUCUCUUUAUCUUAGCAGUAUUUGAUCCGUCAAUACGAUGGAGGAAUAGAUGCUUCAAACUGGCUUGGGGUGGAAUUGCCCAGGAAGUCAGUCCUAGAUCGAAGUGUUGAGAAUCUAAAUUAACCCGUUAAAUGUACCAAACAUGCGUUGUCGUAAAUUAUGAUUGACUGAAAGUCUGCUAUGCCAUUGUAAUGGAACCUUUAUUUCUACAUUUUCCAUAUGUAGAUAUUCUAAGCGCAAAGUUAAAGGACAUUAUUUGGCUACAAAUGCCGUUGGCUAAACUAUUAGCGUUAUGAAGACGUUAGAUCUCCAGAAGUAUAAAAGUGAUUUUUUUAAGGUAAUUUUAAGAUAUCAUUGCUUAGUUGUAAGCUUUAUUCUCCACAUAAGUUUACAGUUGAAUCACUUGGACGCUAUUUAUGCGAGAAGAGGCUGCAACUCACUCAAUUUAAUUUAUUGUAGAUUACCGAAAUCGUAUACGUAACGUAUUUUUGUAAAAUUUAACGGCUUCUAAAUUCCUAUACUAUAAGCAACAGUAAUUCUAAUUAGAAUGUUCUUCCGAAUAUGUAAAUUAGGUGUAAUUACAAUAUUAGGAAAGUGGAAAAUACUGGUAACAUUCUACCUUUUGAAACUUUUAAAGCAACUAGGGUUGUGUCUUUUUUUCGUAACACCAGCAGCUCAUCGUAAGAGUGUAACAAAAGUAGCUGAUGGUUUACAAAAAUGCUUGUGUUACUUAAAGAAUACUACCACUUCAUAAAAUUUACAAGAAUUUUUGUUAUUUAUUAUUUAAUAAUGUAGGGAUAUAAAUGAAAUAUCACAUGAUUUAUUUCGUAUUGCGUAACUUUGAGUCGCUUUUUCGUUUUAUCAUCCUGCCUUUUUUAAGUAGUACCUAGUGUUUUAGUGUAAGAUUUAAGUGAUAGAUUAUUUAUUUUUAUUCUUUAUACACUUCUUUAGAAACCAAUUUAGUUUUAUUUGUUAGCAUGAUUAUUGUGACUGAUUUAUAAUUUCCCAGGCUGUGUGCCAUAAAUAUGGACAGAACAAACGAGAUAUUUUCGACAAACUACUUUGAUAUUAGAAAAUGUCUCUUUUGAAUUCCCAAACAAAGCCCAAUUUUUGUAAUUAGUUUAAGCAUAAUUCGGUUCUAUGCUUUAAUUGCCUGAUAAUAAUAACACAAACAUUUUUAUUUAAAUGUAUUAUGUAUUAUUUUCAGUAAUUAAAUUUUGUUAUUCACAAUCUCUGUUGAAACGAAAUAAUUUGUAAAGAUCGAUUUUAAUAAACACGUUUACAUUGUGAA
Molecule: messenger RNA, 2770 nt
Organism: Dendroctonus ponderosae (mountain pine beetle)
Lineage: Eukaryota; Metazoa; Arthropoda; Insecta; Coleoptera; Curculionidae
Product: ceramide glucosyltransferase
Exons: 7
Coding region: 396-1589 (397 amino acids)
Biological process (GO): glucosylceramide biosynthetic process
Cellular component (GO): membrane
Molecular function (GO): ceramide glucosyltransferase activity
Source: RefSeq, a predicted model, not a curated record